CGAUAUUACCGGUAUAAGUGGAUUAUGUCGGAUUGUUUCUUAUUUUUACAAGCUUUAGUAGUAUUGAAAAGAAUUGGUAAUAAGUUUUAGUGGAGUUAAUUCCUUUUGGAAUCGAUUGGAACAUUUUAUCGACUAAAAACUUUUUAACUUCGAUCAUUUAGGUCGCGAUUUUUACAAUCCUGUAUUCCUUAACAACGAGGGGACGGAAUUUUAAAUGAUCUUUCACAGAUCAAUCAGUGUGUUAAGAUAGAGAGACCUUAUGAGCAUAUAAAUAUGGAAGUGUAAAUGUUUAUAUGUUUUUGAAGAAUUAUGCAGAGGAGGGCCAGCUUGUUGGUUGACCAAGAAUCCGGAUGUCCAUUUCGUAUACGCCAUCUUGAUGACGUCAUUGAUAGUGAUACGACCGAUUUGUACCGGAAGGAAAAGGAGAGGUCCCUUAGAUACAAUCAUCUAAAUGCAGAGCAGUACGAUGUUGUAGACAAACUCAUACGUGGAGGGAUUCGCCCAGAAUUUGUGCCAUGCCAAAAGCCAAAAGUAGUUCGCAUGUUUGUGUGUUCUUCGGGACCUGAUUUUGAGUCGGAGAUAAAUUAUCUUUUCGAGAAUGUAUAUCCGCUACUGCGUCAAUAUUGCCGAGAUAACCAUGGUAUCGACUUUCAGCUGGCAGAUAUGUACUGGGGCAAUCCUAGCUUGCCGUCUACAGACCCACACAAAAUGGCGACGGUAUAUGAGGAAUUACGACACUGCCAGGAAAUUUCCAUGGGACCAAACUUUAUUGCAUUCGUUGGACAAAAAUACGGUACAUUUCAUUUGCCACUGACCGUAUUGGCAUCCGACAUGGAAGAGAUAAAGGAUGCGCUGCUGGAAAGCGGAAGUGACGACACAUUGCUGAACAAGUGGUAUGAGAAAGAUCUCAAUGUGGCACCAAAUAUAUAUCGUCUUAAAAAGCCUCGUUCAGAAGAUGGACAAGAUUUGGACGAAGAUUAUCAAGAAAUCAUUAAACUGCUUCAGAGUGGCUCAACCAAGUCUGAAAACAUAACAUCUGUGCAAUGUAGCACUUCUGAUUUUGAGAACCUGCUACAGAGUGGGAUGUUACGGUUAAGCCGUGAGGAGAGGGACAAGAACUGUAUUGUUUACAUGCGCAAUAUCAGGAAUAUUGAUGAGAGACUAAACGCUAAAAAUGCUGGCAACUUCGUCGAUCUCGAAGAUGGUAACAGUAAAAGGGACAUAGACAAAACAAAUAAAAUAAACGUACUGAGAGGUUUCGUUGAAAAAUGUGUAACUUCUUCAAACAUAGUUCAAUCUGAAAUUGAAUUAAACGGAUGUACCCUGGAUGAACAACAGUCAGGACAAUACAUUUCAAAUAUAGGGAAGCAUUUUUAUUCUACAGUAGUUAGAUUAGUAAAUGAGCAGAUUGAAAGGGAAAAUAAACUGUGCGAGGAUCCGCUCAUUCAUGAGUUGUCUCUCCAUUGGAAUUAUGCCAAGCAGAGUUACUCCCCAUUUAUCGGUAGGGAAGAAGUUUUGAACGCUAUCAAAGGAUAUCUCCUUUCUGAUACAGACCAACCACUUGUAUUAUGUAGUGAGAGUGGGACUGGAAAGUCAACACUGAUCGCCAAGGCUGCAAAUGACAUCAACGAAGCUGUGAUAAAUUCAGAUCUAUCCAUGCCAACUGCGGUAGUAGUAAGAUUUAUAGGCGAGACGGGUCAUUGUGAAGACGUGCAGCCAUUAUUGUACCACCUGUGUCACCAGCUUGCAUUCAUUACGGGGAGAUACAGACAGGACAUUCCAUCGGAUUAUCUUGCACUGAAAAAUUAUUUCAUUGACUUAAUACAGAGAGGAGAGUAUGGAGGAAUGAUCGUGAUUUUGAUAGACGCAUUAAACAAACUAUCAACCACUGAUAAUGGACAUAAACUGGACUGGUUGCCUUCCAGAAUUGCUAGUAAUGUCAAAAUCAUUGUCACAGUUGAUUCAGAUGACGAAGAAAUUAUGAAAAGGCUUGAAAAUAAAGUAGACGAAGGUAUUAUUGCAAUGCCUGAAUUCUCACCAAAUGAAUGUGAAAAUACUUUAAAAGCUUUGAUGAGUGGCAAUAAACAAUCAGUGAAUUACAAUCAAUGGAAACGGAUACAAUUGUCGUUCAGUUCGUGUUCAACACCUCUCUUCUCUAGACUAGUCUAUGCUGAAAUUUCUCAGUGGAGCUCAUUUGACGACAUUUCAACAAACAUGAUUGAACAUUCUACUGACGAUUUCAUCAAGAGAAUAUUCGUAUCCCUAGAACAAAAACAUGGGAGCAACCUUGUUCGCAGAAUACUUGGAUACCUGACAGCGGCUAAGAAUGGACUCAGUGAACUUGAGAUGGAAGACAUAUUGUCACUUGAUGAUAAACUUUUAAACAGCAUUUUUGUCAACAACAAUGAAUAUCCGCAUAUUCGUAGAAUACCACAUAUACACUGGUCAUGUUUGAGACAAGAACUACAGCCGUAUUUGUGUUGUAACCAGAGCGACGGAAUUGCCACAUUUAGAUGGAGGUAUCGAAGAUUUGCGCAACUAGCAGAAGAACGCUACUGUCAGGAGAGUAUCUCGACCUUGUAUUCCAAUAUGGCGGACUACUACAUAGGCACGUGGAGUGGUACAAUACGGAAACCAUUCAAGCAUCCGACUGUUCUUAUGGCAAAAUACAAGCUUGUUGAGCGAGACGGCGAGUGCUGCCGGUUUGUGCCAACUCAGCCACUGUCUUUCGGUGAGAACAUGGUAUGUAAUUCGCGGAAGUUGUCACAGCUUCCUUAUCUUCUAGUCCAAAGUGAGCGUUUUGAUGAUCUGAAAUCAGAUGUUUUGUGUAACUACGAAUGGAUAGCCUCAAAACUACGCAUUACAUCCAUACAACAAGUUAUCGCCGACUUUGAGAUGUACGAAGACCGAGAAAUAAAACUCGUAGGGGACGCACUACGCAUGUCAAAAUCAGCCAUUUCCGUCGAUCGGAAUGCUUUGGGCAUGGAACUUACAGGCAGACUUCUUCCGCAUAUUUACAAGUAUCCGAGUAUUAAGGAGCUGAUACGCCAAUGCGAUCUCGAUGCACAACGUUGCUGCCCAUUGGUAGCAAACUGUCAGAUUUACAGCGCCCCUGGUGGCCCUCUCCAGUAUGAAUGUGACAUAGGAGCUAACGUUAAUUGCUCAGUAGAUAUUGAUGUGUUCACCAGUCCUGAUGGGAUACUCCUAACUGCCAAACCUUUCUAUAGCACCCGGCUUCGUGUCUGGGAACUUGCAAACGGUGAUGAAAGACCAGAUAUAAUGUUACCGCUUGGUGACGUCAAACCUACCAAAGAUGGCCGCUACAUCAACAUUUUUGUUGAUGAUAGAUCAAUUAAAACUUAUAGGUCUAACUGUGGUGUUCUUCACGGAGAAGUUGAAUUCGGUCACGGUAAAAUCUCACAGGUUAAAGUGUCAAAUAAAUACAUAGCCUUUACUCAGUAUAAAGGUGCCGGGCCGUGCGUUGUCGACAUAGAAAGAAGUGAGAUUUUACACAAGUUCAAAUACCACACGCACGCCGUUGCAAUAACUGAAGACGAAAAGUAUGUUGCAUUUAAUGCUGAAAGAAACAUUUUAUUGUAUGAAUUGCCAGUUAUGCAAAGAAAAUGUGUCGCUACGGCAUCUGAUGUUGCUCAUGAGAUCCUGUUUGUAAAUGACAUACCAAAAUGUUUCGUUCUGACGAAAACAAAGAUAGUUGAGUCGAUAUCUUUCGAUGUUAUCAACAGAAAAUUUAAGUGCAAAGGAAUUUUAACUGACAUGAAUGCAAAGAAAUGUGUUUUGUCAAAUUUGCGGCAACUUCUGAUUGUACAGUGCGAUAAAAUCUUGCAUGUAAUUGACACUGUCACUGACAAAGUUAGGACUAGAUUCCAGAAACUACCUGCAGGAGUGUUCGUUGAUAGUAAUUCAACAUUCAGUGGUGCGGGUUUCACACCAGACGAUAGUAUGAUUGUGGCAACGCGUUACACAUACCUUAUCGUCUGGGACGCUGAAACAUGUGCGCCAAUACGUGUUCUACAAACCGCAGUUUCUCCAAUGGUACAACUGUUUACAUCGGACUCUGUUAACAAAGUUGUGACCCUUCUGAAGAACAACAGUUUCCAAGUGUGGGAUUUAGAGAAUCUUGAUCGCGACACGGAACAUUCCGCUGAAGUCCACCAGGGGGCAGUGCAAACGUUAGCUGUGUCGUCUGCUGCGGACUAUAUAAUGUCAACUGAUGACAAAACACCAGAUGCGAAACUCGUCUGUCUAUCGACCGGUGAUGUCAUGGACACACUCCAACACAGUGAAAACUCUGGCGAUCGCCUCACGGAGGUUCUCAUGUCACCAGACGGUCUUUAUGCAGCAACAAGAGCCAAACUUGAACAUACAAAUUCUUUGUCGUACAUGACAUUUGAACCAUUGACAGAUGACGUCAUGUGGGAGCUGGAAACCGCAUCCAAAGUGUUCCAUGCAAUUUCAAACAGGUAUAUUGUAUUUAGCCCACAAUCAGGAACAGCAGCUUUUGUCACGUGUGCGUUCUAUAACAGCUGCGACUGGAGCGAGAAUAUCUACAACGUGUUUAUUGUCUACCCAGAAACCUCCACCAAUUACACAAUAGACUUCCCGUACCACACUGAGUUUGUCGCUCCACCGAAGAUCGUCUACAAGGGUGGUAACAACUACUUUGCGGCUAUCGUACAAACCUGUAAGAAAACCUUUGAUAACAACACCAAAAAGGAGCAGUCGAGGUGGACAGAAGUGCGGCUGCUUGUUCAGAAGAUCACACCAAACCAGAAUCCAUCUGAUCAGGUUCUUCUACGUGUGCAAAAUUUGGUUGACGAUGUUGAUGAUACUGAUGAAUUUCUGGACUUGAUCCCAGUAUUUGAUGGUAACGUUAUCGCUGUGUACGCGAAAGAUAUUGAUAUGUACGAGUUUGUCACAGACAAAGGUAUCAUACCACCAAAAUGUACAAGAAAGGGUGCCAUAUUGUUCGACGUUGAAGGACAGACUGCUCUAAGGCACAUUCCUCUUUUCCUGGAAACGAAAUCUAAACUUGAGGGCUUGCAGAUAUCUAGUCAGAACUGCUUCAUCCUUGACAGUGAUUUGCGGGUGUUUAAAUAUGACAAUUUUAGUUUCUACCAACACAUUCAGUGCUGCAAAUUUGCUCCAAAUUGCACUAAAUUUGCACUAAAUGGUCGAUACAUUAUAGGCAUAUCGGAAAACCAACGGGACAUUUUAGUUGUAAGAACCUCAGAUGAUAAGAAAGUUGGCUCGAUGUUUGUGCAUGGUAAAGCUACAUGUCUGAGGGUUGCCGAUGACGACAGGACUGUUAUCGUCGGAUGUGAAGACGGGAGGAUCAUGAUUCUAAGCUUAAUUCUUGAAAUGGCAGAUCCUUUACGGGAACACAUUGAGAAAUUGCCAAGUCGAAGCGAAGAACCAGUCCAAAAUAAUUUGAUUAUAAAUGAUGUCCAUCGGCUGUCGUUGUCAACGCCAGAUCAACAGCGUCUUUCCGCUCGGCUAAGAAAAGCAUCGAUUGCAGAAGAAAGAAGGCCUCCAUCUUACACGACAUUGCAUCGCGCUGUCACAAUAUCCAGAAUGUCGAGUAGAGAACGCAGCCCUAACGCAUGCGCACAACAGUAGUAAACGCUCGUACAUUCCAAGAAAUUGGUAAAAUAGAAAUAAAUGUAUAUUUUGACUAAUAGUAUAGUUCAGGACGCAAUGCGACAUCAAGUGCCAAAGUAGGCCUAUAUCCACAGUUUGUUAAACGUAUCAGACAUAUGCCUUAAUUGUAUGCAGAUAUCUUGGCCAUUCAUUUAUGGUGCAUCGAAGUGGAUCCAUUAUUUAGCUACUGACAUUUACAGACGUAGAACAUAGAUUUUAUGCAAAGACCAUUUCUUUACAAAGUUUUAUUGUUUCAAAAAUCUCCGCACCUAAUCAAAAAUAUAAUAAUGUCUGUUGUAAGACUGUAUACAGUAGAAUAAUCCGUAGUUCGGCUUAAAGGUCCAAUACUAAGGAAAGUGAACAUUUUAAUUUCUUUUAAAAAGCACAGAAACUAUUUCAUUUUAUUGGAAAAUGAAAGUUGGUAUGUAGAAAUUCGAAAUAAAUCGCAGUAUAUGUACAAUUAUUUUUCUAUGAAGUAUGAAGAAAGUUAAAAAGACCUGGGGGGGUCAUUCUGUCGAUUCAUUGAAAUUUCAACAUAAUACACAUACAUUUCUUUGAGUUCCAAAGACCUUCUGUAAAUUUUGACCUGCCAAUCUUCAUUAUUUAGUGUCUUGCAGAAGUCUAUGCACUGGCUAUGAAAAAAAUUGCCAACUCACUUUCCCUUAGUAAUGGACCUUUAAUGUCGUAUGUCGUGUUCAAAAUUACGUAUAAAAUUUACUUUAUAUUAUGCUACCUGCUUUCCGUUUUUGACAUCAAAAACUUAGCACAACAUUUGUCUUAAUUAAUAGAUCUUGGCUUGUUUCUUCAAAGCCUCUUUUCGAAAUAUUCUUCCCAUAUGUUUUGUCACUUAUGUAAUUUUAAAAUUGUCAUUUUAUACGGCUGGAAUAAGACUGUGUUAACCGGCAAUGUUUUCUCUAAACAAUGUUUUCCCUAUUUGGAUGUCUUUCGUUUAUGAAAUCAAAUCUUUCUACUGUAACAGUCUACAGAAUUCAUUUUGUAAUUUGCAGCAUAUGCAGCAUUUAUAACUAUUUUGUUCAUAUAUUGUUCAUUAAAUAUGACACUGCUAAGUGAUAUGUUUCAUAUUUUACAUUGUAUGUGACUAUAAGGUACGUUUAAGUUUAGUGACCAGUGGACCAGUCAUUUAUUAUAUAAUCUGAAACAUAUUUUUCAAUAAGUGGUUGCAAAUUUGGUUACAAAUAUCCUUCAGUAACUUCGCCAGUUAGAAAGACAUGAAACCGACUGAAACAUGUACACUAAACAUGCACUGCAUGUAUUCGUAGAAUCUUCCUGUUCCUCAAGAGAAGGAACACUUAUGGUGAACAUGUCACACUUGACUGAGCAGGUAAUGGAUACAAGGGUAUCAUCAAAGGCAUCCGAAUUCCAGUAGGGCGCCGCCAUCUUGGACUCAUGCAUAUUCAUUAUAAAUAGCCUCUUUGCCAAUGUGUGUUCACGCAUCUUUAAGUCAAUCUUUAGACUGAAGUUUAGUGAAAUACAACUACUUAAUAACAGACCUUCAAGAAACAAAAACAUAGUUUAAAUCAUAUAACUCCUAAAUCUAACUUGUCAUAAUGAAGAAUCGAGAUUAUUUAAAUGAAUAUGCAACAUCUUAAAAUAGACUCUCGCCCAAAAUUAUCGUCUGCUAUUAUUCUGCUUGGUUUCAUUCUCUUGUAGCUUAACUUUUACGGACCCAGGCGGUCAUAUUUCGUUUUAGAGCUUGAAGUAUCAAUCAUGCGAUGCAGUUAAGGGCGUUUGACAGCACUUUUCUGUCCAUGUAUUGCUAUGUGAAACUUUCAAUUUACAAAGAGGCUAACAUAUGGCCGAAUUCCGAUCUGUGCCACAAGGGAAGGUUCCGACAGAGGAUUCCCGAAAUUUUGAUAGAAUGAUGGUCUUUAUUAUUUAUUAUCCGCUGACAGAGCUAUAAUAUUUAGGUAGAAGGUGUUUGAUUAUUAUUAUAAGUUAAAUAAAUGUUUGUGUGAAAUAACUUAAAUGUUUUUAAAUAGAUAAGAUCCUUUAAAAAGAAUAUCUAAUAUAAUAAUGCACUAGAAGGAACCUUUUGGUAAGUUAAAUCUUGUACAACAAAGAACAGCUGGUGAGGUUUUUUAAUCCAAUGUCCGCCAUUUUGUCAGAUUUAUAACCAUUUCGCCCACUUGAACUAAGUUUGCAACUAUUCAUGUUCUGUGUUUUGUUUUUAUAUUAUAUGUGUUAUUUAGAAUAAUCAAAGCAUAUAUUUAGUUUUGAGCUGCCAAGCAAUUCUGUGAUAUUGUACAGUAUUUAUUCAAACUUAUUGUUUGAUUUUUAAUGAUUUUUAUGUACAUGUAUAUAAAGAAUAAUCUAUAUUUGAAGAUCAUAUAUCUUAUGAAGCUGUUUUUGUCUUCAGAUUCUAAUUGUUACUGACUGAAUAGAUAAAGACUGAAUAAAAAAAAUUGAUAAAGAGA
Messenger RNA from Mercenaria mercenaria, 8093 nucleotides. RefSeq names its product NACHT and WD repeat domain-containing protein 2-like. NCBI's taxonomy places the organism in Eukaryota, Metazoa, Mollusca, Bivalvia, Venerida, Veneridae. The record is from RefSeq and is a predicted model, not a curated record. Gene Ontology annotation, molecular function: protein binding. Bases 310 to 5637 code for a protein of 1775 amino acids. The transcript is spliced from 8 exons.